Molecule: messenger RNA, 561 nt
Organism: Phycomyces blakesleeanus NRRL 1555(-)
Lineage: Eukaryota; Fungi; Mucoromycota; Mucoromycetes; Mucorales; Phycomycetaceae
Exons: 9
Coding region: 1-561 (186 amino acids)
Source: RefSeq, a predicted model, not a curated record
AUGUUAUUGAGAAAAUUGGAUAGUUUUGAUAAUACUAAUUGUGUUGGACAUUUUACGCCUUCCGUGCUGCGCCAUCCCCAUUUUUUUUCAUAUAAGAAUCGAUACAAUUCUCAAUUUCCUGUUAUCCCUCCUCUUCCUCCUGGUUUCCUUUCGGUGGUCCUUGGUUUCCGACACGCACAGUGUUUUCUUGUGCAUGUUUUUUUUUCUGUCUUCUAUGCCCAGCGUCCAUUCCACUGUAGCCACGGAGAGGUCCUUCACGUCAAGUUCAUGUACCAGUGUCCAGUGUCCAGUGCCGUUUUGCUUUUAAGCACAAGUACUUUUUUAAACCCUACGCGGUUAUCUGCUAGUGUCCAGUGUCCCGUCCCGUCUUGCUUUUUAGCACAACUGUUAACCACCAUUCUUUUGAUGGUGCCUUCAUACCAUGUAUGGUCCACUGAGUUUGUUCAAAGUAUGCUUAUGGAGAGGUGUACCGAGAACCAGCUCAGUAUUUUACACCCUUCGCAGUUAACAGCUAGGUCGAAUUUUCUUUUACAAGCAAGCCAUAUGAACAUCGAAAGAUGA